Molecule: messenger RNA, 1245 nt
Organism: Hemisphaericaspora subhashii
Lineage: Eukaryota; Fungi; Ascomycota; Pichiomycetes; Serinales; Debaryomycetaceae
Gene: STP4
Product: Stp4p
Exons: 1
Coding region: 1-1245 (414 amino acids)
Source: RefSeq, a predicted model, not a curated record
AUGCCAAAUAAUUUAAACAGUAGUGCUACCAAUGGCAAUAGUACAUCCUCAGCGGUUAACCCGGCUAUUCCACAACAAUACCAACCAUUACCAUAUCCAUAUAGCACACCACAUCAACAACCGCAACAGCAUAAUCUUCAAGCAUACAGUACCAGCAGCCGUCCAAACAGUUCACCAUCACCAACCAUUCAACCUCAACAACAACCAACUCCACAAUCUGGACCUGGGUUUAGAUUACCAUCUAUUCAUUCAUUAGACAUUCCAUCAUUCCCAAGCACAAAUAGACCGUCUAUACCUCAAAGCAACACUGCCCAAUAUUUACCACCAUUUCAAUACAACAAAACAUCUCCAAAAGUAUUAUUCCCCAAACAAGAACAACAGCAACAUAGCCAAGCUAGUCAUUUAAUGAGUCCAAUCUCAUCUCCAUACAAUUCAGAAGCAUCAAUAAUGUCAAGAUCAAGAAGUUCAUCUGAUCCAAUCAGAUUCAAGAGUGAAUUUGCAUCUCCAUCUCCAUUAAACCAAUCCGCAGCUCAAAGACAACCACAGUAUUUGCAACCCCCAUCACCUCCAUCUAUGAUGAUGCCAUCCCCACAACCACAAUACAACUAUGCUGCUCCAGUUGUCAAUCCCACUGCAAGCAAUGUGAGUAUGAUGAUGAAUACUGAUUCUUCUUCAGAUGAAAUGAUGUCAACUGCUCCAACUUCAGCGAAUAGUUCUCCAUCUCCAAUCCCAAGUAAUGCUACUAAUACUGCAGCCAGACGUAAUUGGAAACCACGUAAGAAGAGACAAUGUCCAGAAUGUAAAUUAUUUUUUUCCAAUUUAGCAACUCAUAAAUCAACUCAUUUAAAACCAACUAAUCGUCCUCAUAUUUGUAAAUAUUGUCAACGAGGAUUUGCUAGACCAAAUGAUUUAUUUAGACAUGUUAAAUGUCAUUGGAAAGAAAUUGGAAGUGAUAAAGGACAAUUCAAAUGUCCAUUCAAAUUACUUGAAGAUGGUAAUACUACUGGUGGUACUGAUCAUUGUUGUCAUAAUACUGGUAUUUUCAGUAGAUGUGAUACUUUUAAGAAUCAUUUGAAAGCUAUUCAUUUUCAAUAUCCAAAUGGAACUAAAAAAGAUCAAAGAACAAAAGUUAAUGGGAAAUGUAGAAUGUGUCAAAUGGAAUUUUCUAAUGUUGAUGAUUGGUUACUGAAUCAUAUUCAAAAGAAUCAAUGUCCUUUUACUAUUAAUAUUAUUAAUAAGGAAUAA